This is a messenger RNA of Insectozyma verbasci, 2166 nucleotides long. The record is from the annotation of a GenBank genome assembly. NCBI's taxonomy places the organism in Eukaryota, Fungi, Ascomycota, Pichiomycetes, Serinales, Debaryomycetaceae.
AUGUCUUUUAAUUUAUCAAUUCCUGUUAAGACUACUAAUAUUCCAUAUCCAGUAUUAAUUGCUGUUGGUAUUAUUAAUGAAUCAAAUUUAGAUGUCUCUAUUUCAAUUGAAUUCAUUGAUGAAAAAGAAAUUGAUGGUGGAAAUUUAAAAUUGACUACCCCUGGUGAAACUUUUAUUUCUCAAUUAGAUGCUUUAGAUUAUUUAGGUCAAACUUUUCCAAAGUUAUUAUUAGAAAAGACUAAAUCACAAGAUUGGAUUAAAUUUGCUUUAGAUAAAUUUUAUAUUAAAAAUUUUAAAGAAUUAACUUUUGAUUUAGAAAAAUUGGAUCAUCAUUUAAAUUUUAGAUCUUUCAUUAUUGGUUAUAAUUUGUCAUUAUCUGAUAUUGCAAUUUGGGGUGUUUUAAGAGCAAAUCCUUUAAUGGGUUCAGUUUUAAAAAAUGAAGUUUAUCAAAAUAUUUCAAGAUGGUAUAAUUUUAUUGAAUCAUUAUCAGGAGCUUUUAACGGCUCGGUUGAAUUAUUAACUAAAUCUACAAAUGAAUUGAAAAAAUCAGCUAAAUCAGCUAAAGCUCAAGCUACUGGUAAAAAAGAAACCCAUAAAGCUAAUUUUGAAAUUGAUUUACCUGGUGCUGAAAUUGGAAAAGUUGUAACUAGAUUUCCACCUGAACCUUCUGGUUAUUUACAUAUUGGACAUGCUAAAGCUGCUAUUUUAAAUGAAUAUUUUGCACACGCUUAUAAAGGUAAAUUAAUUAUUAGAUUUGAUGAUACUAAUCCAUCUAAAGAAAAAAUGGAAUUUCAAGAUUCAAUUAUUGAAGAUUUAGAAUUAUUAGGUAUAAAAGGUGAUAAAAUUACUUAUUCUUCUGAUUAUUUUGAUGAAAUGUAUGAAUUAGCUGUUAAAAUGAUUAAAGAUGGUAAUGCAUAUUGUGAUGAUACUCCAGUAGAACAAAUGAGACAAGAACGUAUGGAUGGAGUCAAAUCUUGCCGUAGAGACAGAUCAAUCGAAGAAAAUCUCGCUAUCUUUCAAGAAAUGAAGGAAGGUAGUGAGAUUGGAUUGAAACAUGUCUUACGUGCCAAGAUUGACUUCGAAAAUAAUAAUAAAGCUUUAAGAGAUCCAGCAAUUUACAGAUGUAAUUUACAACCACAUCAUAGAACAGGUUCAAAAUGGAAAAUGUACCCAAUCUAUGACUUCUGUAACCCAGUUGUCGAUAGUAUCGAAGGUAUUACUCAUUGUUUAAGAACUAAUGAAUAUAGAGAUAGAAACCCACAAUAUGAAUGGAUUCAAAAAGCUUUAGGUUUAAGAUCAGUUAAUAUUUGGGAUUUUGGUAGAGUUAAUUUUGUCCGUACAUUAUUAUCAAAAAGAAAAUUACAAUGGUUUGUUGAUAAAAAUUAUGUUUCAAAUUGGGAUGAUCCAAGAUUUCCUACUGUUAGAGGUGUUAGAAGAAGAGGUAUGACCGUUGAAGGUUUAAGAAAUUUUAUUAUUUCACAAGGUCCAUCAAAGAAUAUUAUUAAUUUAGAUUGGUCAGUUAUUUGGUCAUUAAAUAAAAAAGUUAUUGAUCCAGUUGCUCCAAGAUUUACAGCUGUUUUAUUUGAAAAUGCAGUUCCUGUUAAAUUAGAUGGUCCAGAACAAACUAAAAUUGAAUUAAAACCAAAACAUAAAAAAAAUCCAGAAGUGGGUGAUAAAAAAGUUGUUUAUUCAAAUGAAGUUUUAAUUGAUCAAGAAGAUGCUGAUUUAAAAGAAGGUGAAGAAAUUACAUUUAUGGAUUGGGGUAAUAUUAUUAUUACAAAAGUUGAAAAGGAUAAUGAUGUUGUUAAAUCAAUUGAAGCUAAAUUACAUUUAGAUGGUGAUUUUAGAAAAACAAGUAAAAAAAUUACUUGGUUAGCAAAUACAUCAGAUAAAAUUGAAGUUGAUUUAGUUGAUUUUGAUCAUUUAAUUACAAAAGAUAAAUUAGAUGAAGAUGAUAAUUUUGAAGAUUUUAUUACUCCAAAAACUGAAUUUCAUACAAAAGCAUUUGCUGAUUUAAAUGUUGCAAAUUUGAAAGCAGGUGAUAUUAUUCAGUUUGAAAGAAAAGGUUAUUAUAGAGUUGAUCAACCUUUUGAACAAGGUAAACCUGCUGUUUUAUUUACUAUUCCUGAUGGUAAACAAGUUUCAAGAUAUGGUGCGAAAAAGUAA